AUGCUCUCUCAACUCUCAGGACGGACCUUGUACAAGGUCAUGUCAGCAUGUUGCGGUUCUGCAUUCAUGCUGUACGGUUACGACGCUGGUGUGCUCGGUGGCAUUCAAUCAACACCACAAUUCCUCGAUGCUAUCGGCAACCCUAAGGGUGUUUACAUCAUUCCCAUCAUCGCGUCGAUCUACAAUCUCGCCGCUGCUGCCAUGGCAAGUCUCCCGCCUAUUCAGGCCUCGUCUUACUCUGUUGGUCAAAUCAUUACGGGACGCAUCAUUUGCGGUUGCGGCAUCGGUUGCAUUGCUAGCGCAGUGCCUACUUACAUGGCUGAAAUGUCACUCGAGGCUCGAGAGCGCGGUCCUGAAGUGUGCUGGCAGCUUGCUUUGCUAAUCACUGGUGUGGCACUCGCGUAUUGGAUUGACUUUGGUUUUGUUCAAGGCCUCGAGACCCGACCAUAUCUGUGGCGCAUUCCUGUUGCCAUGCAAGCCUGCUUCGCCAUCUUCUCCGCUGGAGGCCUUGUAUUCCUCCCCGAUACUCCGCGAUGGUAUUAUUAUCGCAAACGCAUUCCCGAGGCAGACGCCGUCUUGUCCAGGCUUUAUAAUCUCCCCGAAGAUCAUCCAAUUGUGCAAGCGCAGAAGAAGGAAGUUCUUACAUCCAUUAAUGAGGAAGAUAAUGCAAAAUUCAAUAUCUUGCACUUCUUCUGGGACAAUUCCGACUAUCAGGUCGGUCGUCGCCUUCGAACGAGUUUCCUCAUCCUAUUCGCACAACAAUUUUUGGGAAUCAAUAUGCUUGUCUAUUUCAGCACGACGAUUUUCCUCAAGCUUGGUUACAGCCACUUCCUCUCCGGCAUCUUGGCCGCUGUUUUGAACACCGUAUUCGCUCUUGCUUCCUACCCACCAGUCUGGUACAUCGAACGUAUCGGUCGUCGUUCCAUGAUGUUCUGGACCUCUAUUGGCUGCGGAAUCUGCAUGCUCGUGUACAUUGUCCUCACCACUCUACCGGAAUCCUCACAAAACGUGGCUACAAACUGGUCUGCAGUUGCCAUGAUCAUGCUCUACAUGGUCGUCUUUGGAUUCGGCUGGCUUGGUCCCCCAUGGAUCUACGGUCCCGAAAUUGCGCCUCUUAAGUACCGCCACGUCGCUGGUGGUCUCGCAGCGUGCGGCGAGUGGCUCUCGACCUGGGUCAUGGUAUUCGGGGGCGGAACCGGUAUCGAGGCUGUUGGUCCGAAGAUUUUCAUCUGGCCCUUGAUCUGCUGCUUCAUUGCCGCCGUGUAUGUGUGGUUCUACUGCCCUGAGACGACUGGACGUACGCUUGAGGAGAUUGACUAUCUGUUCGCGAAGCAGCAUGUGCGCGAUCGCAUGAAUCAGAUGGGCAUUGGUUCUGCGGGCGAUAUGAGGAGGCAUUCUGUGCACAGUAUUGAAAAGGGAAGGACCGGAUCGUACACGCAGUACAUCGAGCAGGCUGAGACAUCGAGUGCGGAGCAGGUUAAAUUUGAUGAGGUCAAGUUUGGUCAAGUAUAA
Molecule: messenger RNA, 1512 nt
Organism: Didymosphaeria variabile
Lineage: Eukaryota; Fungi; Ascomycota; Dothideomycetes; Pleosporales; Didymosphaeriaceae
Exons: 3
Coding region: 1-1512 (503 amino acids)
Biological process (GO): carbohydrate transport; transmembrane transport
Cellular component (GO): membrane
Molecular function (GO): carbohydrate:proton symporter activity
Source: RefSeq, a predicted model, not a curated record